AUGGCGAGAACAUCAGGAACGACUACUCCUGACUUCGACAAAUGUGAUCCGCGCCGAUGGGUAAUUCGCCAUCAGCGGCUAGUUGCGCUGAUGAUGUUGCCACGAUCAGAGAUUGACGGUUACUCUACCGUGACGGAUAAGUCGAUGAACAGCACUCCAAUCGGAGAAGCAGGCGAGAUGAUUCACUGCGCCGCCUCGCAGGGCCUCACUUUCACCGUCCAAGCCUUGCUUGCGGAAGGGCGUAUCGCCUGUGACGCAAAAGAUCGCUUCGGCAAAACUCCUCUUCACUGGGCUGCCGGGCAAGGGCACGUCGACAUUGUCUUAGUGCUCAUGGAUGCCGGAGCCUUGGUCGACUCUCGCGACCACUUCAAGGCCACACCACUCAUGCUCGCGGCCUUGGGGGGGCACGAGCACGUCAUUCGCUGUCUGCUGUAUGCCGGCGCUGGUGCGCCCAACCGUCACAACUGCGAAGAAGGGCGUUGCCACGCCGAAUUGAGGAGUACCGCCCUUCACUAUGCCGCUAAGGGUGGUCACGUUGGAGUUAUCACAGCCCUGCUGAGUGCUGGCUUCUGCAAGGGUCAGCACGACGAGACCCGUGUAACCGCAGCCGAGAUAUCCGCCAGAGUGGGGCACGAGUCCUCACGGGAAGCCACCCGUCGGCUCCUAGGCGGUGACAGAGGAGGCAAGCUGGUCUAUGAUUACGUCAACAUGGUCAGCCAGGACGUGGCUACCGUGUACGGUCUGGUCCAAGGCGGGGCGUUCCUGGAUUGGCAGGACAGCCACAGGAGACGCACUCCGUUGCACCGGGCGGUGUACUUUGGGCACUUUCAGAUUCUCAAGAUCCUACUCGCUGCUGGCGCCAAUCCAAACGUCGCCGACAACCUUGCCGUUACCCCGUUGCAUAUGGUUGCCGUUAAGGGAUGCGAGGCUGAGGCUGCCGAACUGCUCUGUGCCGGAGCCAAUACGCACGCACGCACGGAUGACAGUUAUACGCCGCUACAUCUCGCCGUCGUCUACAACAGGAUUGGUGUCACGAGGCUACUCCUAGACGCUUCGGCGUCCUCCCUCGAAGUCCGCGAUAGUUACCACGGCAUCACGCCGCUCGCAUGGGCGUCCAAGCUCUCCUUCACUCUCAUGCUGCGCGUAUUGCUGAGUACGGGAGCCGACGUUAACUCUAGGUCUCCAGCGGGCUUGACCCCCCUCCACUGGGCUUGCCGCUUCAACAACGUUGACAUCGUCGAGUGCUUGCUGUUAGCGGGAGCCGACCCCGACUCUGCGGAUAACGAGGGUGCCGAUGCCGGCUCUGCGAUUGGUCUUGGCGACCCCCCCCGCCACGCGGGACCCCAGAGCCCUCCCAUUCUCCUAGGAGCUGUGAAUGAAAUCGGCCGGCUAAAUAACGAAGAAUUGGCGACCCGCAUCCGCCUGGCGCUGUCGAAGGCGAGGAAGGAUCGCACUUGGCGUCGUCGGGGCUGGUUGGUCGUGCUGGCUAGGAGGCAAGCGAUGGCGAUGGCCGUGGUGCCCGGCACUACUUCCAGAGCUUCCAAGGCUUACUACGCAUUCGUGCGUGGCAACAAGAAGAGCGAAUCUAGGAUGACCACACCAAGGAUUUUGGCGACGACAGGUGUGGACGCAGACACGGGCCGCCGUGUGUAUCUUGCCAUCCACCAGGAAGGGACUCGGCAGGGAAAUGGGAGCUCAUCGAGCGAUCUCCCUCACGGCAACGAAGUCGACAAAAGCAACGACGCCACCGCUCGGUUGGACUGGUGGAGGUAGCGCCGGCCACAUCGACAAAGUCACUGGCUGGACGCCGGGGCAGGGAGUAGUACAGGCGCUGCUUCGGCUGGCAGCCGUGGAAGUUGGUGUGUUUCGUGGUGUGAUGCGCUUCCUAUGACAUUUUCUUACCGCAGAUAGCUACGGUCCGCGCUGGCCACUCCGUGUUCUAGCGCUCCGUGUUUAGAUCCUUAAUGCCCAGGGGGCGUUUUCAGGAGGAUGUUCAGUUCGCUUUCAACAGUCAAUUAUGGCUCCCGUUAGACUGGGAAACUGCUAGCUGUCGGUACUUCCGGGAAACCAGAAGAGACACGCUGAGAACGUGAAGCUUUUGGAUCAGAUUAGACCUUUGAGCCGUAUCGUUGGUGGAUACUACCCAGGGCGGAGGGAAGAAGGGGGGAGAUGAAGAGUGAAAGUGAGAUAUCGAACCGUGAAUCGAUCUCAUGCGAAGUAUUUCGUGGUGCCCUGUGAAAAAGAAAAUGGCCAAAAGAGGCAAUGCAUCCCCGCUCCAAAAGUGGGGGCGUCCACAGUUUGAAGAAUAUUUUCGCUAAUUGGAGGCAGGCCCUACGUACGGUCGGAAAGUAAUCUACUAGUAGGAAACUUCCAGAAUUGCUCAGACCGCAAAUGCUCGGUUCACAAAAAGAAGGAAAAUUCCAAAAAAAUGUAUGUCUUCGCUUCAUCAAUGCAGACCGUCGUGCUGGAACGCAAGAAGACCAAACACCCAACGUACAUUUGUAAUGCGCAACAAACUAGGCAAGCGUAACGGGACGACCUCAGAAAAAUCCGCCAGAAGAGACGUACGAUGCACGAUGGACUGCACGCGGCUAUCUCGAAAACGUGAUCGGUUCUCGAAGCACGCCCUGACACUUGAUACCGAGCCGAAUUGCGCCUGGACACCUGGGCACCACAACUAACUGGCGUCAUCAAUAACAUCCCUUCCAAACAGACCUGACAUACUUCACAACGAUGCAAACGGCGGAGCCGACAGUAGUCCAUGCUGCCGUCGACCCAUUGUCGGAUGUCGAUCCAGUAGCCUAUUCUGGUGUCUGCUACAUCCAAGCACCGUGUACGCCAGCGUGACAGUGAGACAGCGACUGAAAGCCAAACACAUGACUAAAAAAAUUGAGAAAUAUAUUUUCUGCUGGACAAAAAUUGACAAAAUAAACUACCUUUUUGAUCGAACAAUGCCAGUGACUUCUUCAUGAUGGCAAACGUCGCCACCAAAGCCAAGGCAAUGGUGGACAACCCUCCACGCCUGUUCCGAACCCCCCCCCCCCCCCCUCUUCCCUUCAUAACCCUGACCACAGCACAACCCACCCAGCAAAAUUUGAAACACGCCGAUCACAGCGAGUGUUGCC
Molecule: messenger RNA, 3125 nt
Organism: Ectocarpus siliculosus
Lineage: Eukaryota; Phaeophyceae; Ectocarpales; Ectocarpaceae
Source: the annotation of a GenBank genome assembly